Pelodiscus sinensis (Chinese soft-shelled turtle) is the source of this 2915-nucleotide messenger RNA. It is a transcript of the gene CD74, whose product is annotated as CD74 molecule. Gene Ontology annotation, molecular function: cytokine receptor activity; MHC class II protein binding; macrophage migration inhibitory factor binding. Gene Ontology annotation, cellular component: membrane; cell surface; cytoplasm. The record is from RefSeq and is a predicted model, not a curated record. Gene Ontology annotation, biological process: positive regulation of type 2 immune response; immune response; positive regulation of macrophage cytokine production. Lineage: Eukaryota; Metazoa; Chordata; Testudines; Trionychidae.
UGGCUGACUGCGUUAUGUGGCUGGAUUGGGGGGUGGGAAGACUUUGGUGGGGUAUUUCCAAGCCUUGAUAUUCUGUAACUUUCACUUCCUAGUUUUUGUGCUUCGAGAAGGUUCAAAGGAUCAGGAUCUAGUUUCCUCUGUCUCAUCAACUUAGAACCUGUGAAGAGCCCGGAGCGUCGCCAGUUGCGGAGCAGAACUCAGCUAGGGGGAAAGAGGCACCAUGGAAGACGAAGACAGACGGGACCUGAUCUCCAACCAUGAGCAGCGGCCCGCUGAGGGCGUCACGGCCCCAGACUCUGGAGCACAGAGGAAUUACUGCAGCCGGGGAGCCGUUUAUUCUGCUGCCUCCAUCCUGGUGGCCCUGCUGAUCGCUGGCCAGGCUGUCACUGUCUACUUUGUGUAUCAGCAGAGUGGCCAGAUCAGCAAACUGACCAGGACCUCCCAGAAUCUGCAGCUGGAGUCCCUGAGCCGGAAACUCCCCCAAAGUGCCAAGCCCGUCUCCAAGCUGAGGAUGGCCAAGUUCAGCAUGCCCAUGGUCAUGCGGGAGCUGCCGCUCGCCCCGAAGGUGGACAUGACGCCCCUGGAGGACACAGCGAAGCUCAGCAAUAAAACAGAGGAUCAAGUCAAACACCUGCUGCUGCGGGCAGACCCUAGCAAGAUGUUUCCUGAGUUAAAGGAUAGCCUGAUGGAGAAUCUGAACCGCCUGAAGAACACCAUGACGGACCAGGACUGGCAGUCGUUUGAAUCCUGGAUGCACAAGUGGCUGCUGUUUGAAAUGGCCAAAAAACCCCAAACUCAGGAACCUGCCGAGAUACCAGCAAAUGAAGUGCAAUCUAAGUGCCAGGCGGAGUCCAGUUUUGGUGGUGUUCACCCGGGUCAGUUCCGCCCGCAGUGUGACGAGCAUGGCGACUACCUUCCCAAGCAGUGCCAUGCCAGCACUGGGUACUGUUGGUGCGUCUACAAAAACGGCACCAAGAUCGAAGGCACUGAGACCCGUGAAAAGCUGGACUGCCCUGCGACUCCGGGCGGUUUGGAUGCAGAGGAGCUGAUGUACUCGGGGGUGGAUCUGCUGAAGCUGGAUUCUGACAAAGAAGCCAAGUAGAAGAGGACUCACAGGCCCGGCGUCUUCUUUCUCCACCUCCAGCCUGCAGAGUCGCCAGGCGCCGCCUUGCUCUGUUUCACUCGUGCUUUGAUAUUGCUUCCCUGAAUUACGGCCACCGCGGCUAGUCAAGCGUUUGCUAUGCAUCGUCUUAGCGGGCGAUUCAAUUGGGUAGAUGAUAUACUUUUGUCUGCCUGACCCAGUGCCUCUCCCUAUGCUAAGAUGUGCUGCAGAAAGCCCGCUGAAUAUUAGGAGGAGUUUUGGUAGAGAAAGGAUGCAAAGGCCCUCCCCACACCAAAGGCAGACAAACUGUAUAAAAUUCUUAGUGCUUUCUCCACUAAUCAGAACACAGUAGUAGCUGCAUGUAAAACCACAGGGCUACGUCUAGACUGGCAUGAUUUUCCACAAAUGCUUUUAACAGAAAAGUUUUCCAUUAAAAGCAUUUGCGGAAAAGAGCGUCUAGAUUGGCACAGAUGCUUUUCCGCAAAAGCACUUUUUGCAGAAAAGCGUCUGUGCCAAUCUAGACGUGCUUUUCACGAUCAGAGCUUUUUUGCGCAAAACAAACCUGAGCUGUCUACACUGGCCCUUUUGCACAAAAGGGACUUUUGCCUGAACGGGAGCAGCAUAGUACUUCCACAAGAAGCACUGAUUUCAGACAGUAGGAAGUCAGUGUUCUUGCAGAAAUUCAAGUGGCCAGUGUAGACAGCUGGCACGUUUUUCCGCAAAAGCAGCUGAUUUUGCGGAAAAACUUGCCAGUCCAGAUGCAGCCCAGGUGUCUGAAUAGAGAUGGGGUUUGUUCAGUACCUGUAACAUAAGCAUUGUCCAAUGGGAAAAGGGGAUCCAAGCACAACAUAUGGACAACUAAUUGAAUUAUCUCCAUUUAGAUAUUCCGGACACAAUCCUUCCCCUUCCUCCCCCAUGGGGGUGUAACUCCAUUGACUUCAGUGGAAUUAUUUCUGAUUUACACCAGCAUACAGGAGGAGACUUGGGCCCUCUGUUUGCUUAUAAAUGGCUUCGAGGUUCUCAAAAGUAGUUCUCCAACCACGGUCUAUUGGACCAGCCAUCAGUGCACACUUGAUCCUCGUGCACAUGUGGGAGGAAGUAGGGAUGUCUACAAGGUUGCACGUGCCUCUGUGCUGAAUAACACUGGCACAUGGUUCCGUGUAGCGUACGUGCAACCGCCAAAUUUACUGCCCCUCUUAAGCAACUUUUAAACAGAAAUGCUGAAAAGUAACAGACGUCGCCUUUCUCCCUUCCUAAAGGGCUCUGCUGUUGCAGGUCGUGUCCCACUCUAUGAAGCACGGGCUACUCCAGAUUAGCUUCCCCAAACCACCCUGAUUGCUCGAGCAGUGCUUUAGGCUUCAUCACAGCAUUUAGAAAUCUUUCCUAGUUUGAGAACCAGGCUAGCAGCUGGCUUCGAAGCACCUCUUAGUAUCUGGGAGUAGUGGGGAAAAAUCCAAGCAGGAAGGCUGUAGGCAAGGUUAGAUAUCACUCAUGCGAAUAGGCCAAUGGCUUCUCUUUACACAGAGACAUUAAGUGCAGCAGCAAUGAAUUCUGAUCUUCCUCACCAAAUUAAACAGAGGGACAUUAGAAUAGGAAAGGAAUGCAGGCUUCCUUUAACAAAUAGGCAAAUACAUUUGUAUGGCUGUGUUUCCCCAUCCCCUGCUAACUCCUGGUGUUUGGUUGGAUCUUUGUUUAACAGGUAACAGUAGCUAAUCUUGGGACUAGAAUUCUGUGUAUUCAAUGCAGCGUAACCAAGCUCACACGGCUGGUGAUUUCAAUUAAACUCUUGACUUAUAAGGAUUGCUACUAAAAA